AUGAAUUAACUUAAAUAGUAUAAAUAAAUUAUAUAGCUAGUAACAUUUAUUACCGGCACAGUAACAGAUGAUUACGACUGACAGUCAGAAAAUAGAGACAGCGAAUAGUUAUAUUAGUUGAUAAGUGAACUUUAUGCGUAUACAUAUUUUACAUUGCUACUAAUAAUAAUCAAUAAACUUUACUUCAGUUACCGUCUUCCGCACGUCUUAAGAUUCAAACAGUCGGCAAUACUACUUUUACCCUUCGUCACCAGUCACACUAAAUACUUGAAAUAAUAAAAUAAAGUCAUAUUUUAACUCAUCUGACUGCAGUUGUUAUUGCAUAUUUAUUAAAGAAGUGAACUACUGAGUGGAAAUUUAUAAAUUAUUAAAGCGGAUAUUAAAUAUACUAAGCUUAUACAAAAGUGAACCAUGAGCUCUACUAAAAAGAACAAGAACCUACUUGACUUGUACCUGUCAGAGGUCUUCAAGAAUUUUGUUGCGCUUAAAGAUGACGAUGUUAAGAAGUCGCAAGAAGUGUUCAAAAGUGUGUUUGAACAAGUUAGAGUGGCCAUGGGAAAACAAUGCAAAUAUUUCGAAUGCUACAGCAGCCAGGUUAUGUACGGUGGUAGCGUUUACGAUGGGAUUAAAGUAUCGAGACUUGACGAAUUUGACAUGGACAUCGUCAUACGAUUGCCCAUCAACUAUGAUGAGGGCGAGAACGGCAUCACAAUUGAAAACGAACUGCCCGGCUUCGUGAAGCUAAAGAUCACCAAAGCCUUUGACAACCUGGUGAAACAGAGCAAUUGGGAGAACCGCCACGUCGUCACUCACACGUGGCGGGACAACGAAAGUUAUCUCAGACAGGAUAAGUUCCGCUCCUGGAUACAAGGCUUAGUCCAGAAAGCCAUGAACGAGUUCAAUGGCCAAGUUACUGUAAAUGGAGUGACUUAUUCGUUAAAGUACACGGCGUCCGGACCCGCGUACACAUUGAAUGUUGCCAGUUUGCCGAAUACUGAAGAUGAGCCAUUCAAACUUGAUGUGGAUUUAGUGCCAGUCAUUAAAUUUACUCAUCCCCGCUGGCCAAAAGGGUACAGACAACCUAAUGCUGUCACCGCCAAAGAUUGGUUAGUGGUACCCAAACCAAACAAAGACAUCACAGAUGGACAACUGCAAAAUCGCUGCUGGCGCCUUUCGUUCCAGGACUUCGAGAAGGAACUUAUGAAGGGCUGCCAAAACCUUAAAACAACGAUCAGAUUGGUUAAAAAAAUGCGCAAUGUUUUAAAUCUGGAUGAUAUUUCAAGCUAUUCAAUUAAAACUUUGUUUUUAUGGAAAGUCUCUGAAAAUGAUAAGAAAUUUUGGGAUAAUAAAGUAAGCUUCCUAUACAAAAUUAUGGUUGAGGAGCUGUAUAAUGCAAUAAAAAACAAAAACAUACCAUAUUUUUGGAAUCAACAACACAACUUGAUUGGCGGAUUAAAAAUAUCUGCAGCAAGAGACUUAUUGUCAAAAAUUUCUACUGUUCUAGAGGAUAUCAAAUCAAACGAUGCAGAAAGACUAUUGCCCUCGUUACUUACAAUUGAAGAAGUUAUAAAAUUUAGAGAAUUAGAUUUUAACGCGCAGAAAAAUAGAUCAGCUGUUAACAGAAAUAGUCGCAAUAAUGAUCCUGUUGAUAUAGCACUUUUAAAGGCUUUUCAGCUUCAAAUGGAAGAAAUUUCAAAAAAGGUCGAAGAAUUGAAUAUGAAAAUUAAUAGUACUACAGUAAACGAGCAUUUGAUAGAAGAACAUCGAAGUCUUGUACAACAGUACGACGUUAUCCAGGAAGAGGCUAGGAAGAAGGGCUUCUGGGAAAAAAUAGGGGAUAAUAUCCAUGAUAAUUUUCAUGCCAGGGGUGGAGUGGAAAACUUUGCUCAGCAAUUUAUGGACCUAGUCGAUUAGUCAAAUCAUAAGCUUUAGUCACAGCACUGCUUCAAAAUCAUAAUGAAUUACAACACAAAUAUAAAAUACUGGUAUCAUUGUCAUCCUUGGCUGGAGUUUGCAAAAGAAGUUACGACAGCAAUACUUCAAUCGACAUUUUGCCAUAAAUAUUAAUUUUCCACCCUACUCGGCUCACUCUAUUUUCUUUAUUCUUAAAAUCUUUACCAAUAUUAUAAAGCUGAAGAGUUUGUUUGUUUGAAGCGCUAAUCUCAGGAACUACUGGUUCGAAUUGAAUUUAUUUCUUGUGUUGGAUAGUUCAAUCGUUGAGGAAGGCUUUAAGCUUCCUCUAUGUGAAAUAAACGGUACGCUACGACCAAUAGAAGCGAAGCAUCAGUGAAAAAUGUUGCUAAAACGGGGAAAAUUAUUCAUAUCUGGGGGCUUUCGUUGCGUGCGCUGCGUAAACUAUUCAAGUUACCCAGAAAUAUGUAUGAAAGAAUUAUUCCUCUUUAAAUGAUCUAAAGAAUGUCCGCGACAGUAUAUGGUUUUAUUCUUUUAAGACGGGCAAACGAAAGAUAAUUGCGAUAGUCUUGUUGUGUUGUUGUUGCCCGCGAAGGAAGUCGCGGACAAUUCAUUAUAAUUCCAAUGUCUGCAACUUAUAAUGUACUAGCUGUCUCCGCGAAUUCGUCCGCGUGGAAUUUAACUUAAUUUUUAUAAAAUAGAAGAAUUGUCUUUAAUAAAAGUAGCCUAAGUUACUCCUUAUUAUAUCAGCUAACUACCAGAAAAGUCCCGUCAAAAUCGAUCCAGCCAUUUCAGAGAUAGCCGGAACAAACAGACAGACAGACAAAAAAAACGUUAAGAAAACGUUAUUUUGGUGUAUGUACCGUAGUAUAUUCAUAUGCAUGUAGUAAAAAACGGUUAUUUCAAUAUUACAAACAGACACACCAAUUUUAUAUAUAUGUAUAGAUAAAGAUAAUUGAUAAUCUGUUUAAAUUCUUAUGUUGUCUUAGAUUGUUUCUACGAACUAAAGAUAGCUUCAUUUUUUUGGCAAAUAUCUAGUUUUUCAGUUACGUGUAAUUCUAAAACAAACUAUAAUAGUUUAAAGAAAAUUUUACCUGUUUCAAACGUGGUAUUAGUUGCCUUAUCGUAUGGAUAAAGUUUUAUUGAGUUUAAUUAGUUAUUGUAAAAAUUUUCAUAAUAACAUGUUAGUAGUACCUAUAACAUUGUGUUUGUACUCCGCUACUAAACGAUGAAUUAAUAUGCUGAAUUCGAAUAACUUAAAAUAUUGUAAAUGUGUUUUUUAUAUUACUAUAACUUUGUUGUUAUUAAUGUAAGUGUUGCUAUAAUAAAUAAAAUAAAUGGAAUAAAGUCUAUUCG
Messenger RNA from Achroia grisella, 3267 nucleotides. RefSeq names its product cyclic GMP-AMP synthase-like receptor. The record is from RefSeq and is a predicted model, not a curated record. NCBI's taxonomy places the organism in Eukaryota, Metazoa, Arthropoda, Insecta, Lepidoptera, Pyralidae. The transcript has 5 exons. The coding region runs from base 412 to 1914 and encodes 500 amino acids.